This is a messenger RNA of Diorhabda sublineata, 1085 nucleotides long. It is a transcript of the gene mats, whose product is annotated as MOB kinase activator-like 1. Lineage: Eukaryota; Metazoa; Arthropoda; Insecta; Coleoptera; Chrysomelidae. Bases 125 to 778 code for a protein of 217 amino acids. The record is from RefSeq and is a predicted model, not a curated record. Gene Ontology annotation, cellular component: cytoplasm; nucleus. Gene Ontology annotation, biological process: positive regulation of protein phosphorylation; hippo signaling. The transcript is spliced from 5 exons. Gene Ontology annotation, molecular function: protein kinase activator activity.
GAUUCUAUGUCAAAUAAUCAAACGUCAAAAACCUCCCGUGGAUAUAAUGAUGUGAUUUAUUGAUAGUGAAAUUAUGUAGAAAAUAACUUAAUAAUUCGAAAGAUUUAUUGGAUUUAUUUAUAAAAUGAGUUUUUUAUUUGGUAGUCGUUCUUCGAAAACGUUCAAACCGAAGAAGAACAUACCCGAAGGUACUCAUCAGUAUGAGUUGAUGAAACACGCUGCGGCCACUUUGGGUUCGGGUAAUUUACGUCUAGCCGUGAUGCUCCCCGAAGGGGAGGAUUUGAACGAAUGGGUGGCGGUGAAUACCGUGGAUUUUUUUAACCAAAUCAACAUGUUAUACGGUACAAUAACGGAGUUUUGUACUGAAGAUAGUUGUUCUAUAAUGUCUGCCGGACCGAAAUACGAAUACCAUUGGGCCGACGGACAUACAGUUAAAAAACCCAUCAAAUGUUCCGCGCCCAAGUACAUCGAUUAUUUGAUGACUUGGGUGCAGGAUCAAUUAGACGACGAAACGUUGUUUCCUUCGAAAAUAGGCGUACCGUUUCCGAAAAAUUUCCAAUCCAUUGCAAAAACGAUUCUGAAACGAUUGUUUCGUGUUUACGCCCAUAUUUAUCACCAGCAUUUCAGCGAGGUGGUUCAAUUAGGCGAAGAAGCCCAUUUGAAUACCUCCUUUAAACAUUUCAUCUUUUUUGUGCAGGAAUUUAAUCUAAUCGAACGAAGAGAGUUGGCCCCCCUUCAAGAAUUAAUCGAAAAAUUGACUGCUAAAGAAACUAGAUGAAUUUGAAUAUAUUUAUUUCAUGUGCUUCUUAUUACGACAUAUUUUUUUCGAAUUACGUUAAGAAAAAGUUUAUUUUCGACAGAAAAAAACGUGAAUAUUUUUUUUUAUAACUUAUUAUGUUUCUACUGUUAUAUAUUUAUAUAUACGAACGCUAUUUGUUAGACAUAUUUUUUUAUAAAUGCUUAUAUCUUUUAGCUCUAGCUCAUAUUAAAUAAAAAUAGUAUAUAUUUAGUCGUAUUUUUUAGCAAUAACGUUGUAAUUUUUAAUUUGUGUUUUGAAUUAUAAUAAAGAAUGAAAAAAUCUUUAC